This is a messenger RNA of Chanos chanos (milkfish), 3061 nucleotides long. RefSeq names its product ligase I, DNA, ATP-dependent (gene lig1). Gene Ontology annotation, cellular component: mitochondrion; nucleus. Lineage: Eukaryota; Metazoa; Chordata; Actinopteri; Gonorynchiformes; Chanidae. Gene Ontology annotation, molecular function: DNA ligase (ATP) activity; DNA binding; ATP binding. The record is from RefSeq and is a predicted model, not a curated record. Gene Ontology annotation, biological process: Okazaki fragment processing involved in mitotic DNA replication; DNA biosynthetic process; DNA recombination. Bases 1 to 2961 code for a protein of 986 amino acids. The transcript has 28 exons.
AUGCAGCGAAGUAUAGCGUCUUUCUUUAUGCCCUUGAAAGGCAAGGAGAAAAGUGAUGGACAGGCAAAAGGCAAAUCAGAACAAGUCAAAAGUCCCCUGAAAAUGCAGAAUGGUGUGCAGGAGUCUGAUUCGCCUGUGAAGAAACUAAGCAAACGCAAUCGCCCAAUUAUAGAGAGCGAUGAUGAUGACCAACCAACCAGAAAAGAGCAGGUGGCCAAAGAGGGAGGGGACCGUGCAGUGAAGGCCACUAAGGAUAAAGAGGAAGUUUCUAAGGCCACUCCCACUCCGCUGUCUCCAAAGACUCCUGUCACCCCGGUUACACCUGUCACCACAACGACCCCUGUUGCCUCGGUAACUCCCGGGACUCCAGUCACCCCGACCUCCACAUCUCCCUCUGGUAUCCCCAAACGCAAGACUGCCAGGAAGCAGUUUCCCAAGAGGAAGCUGGACAACAGGAGUGAUGGGGAGAGAGAAAGCCCAGAGGAGGAGAAGGAGAGGGAGGGGGCAGAACAGGACUGUAAGAGGCCCCGGACCGAGGGAGCAGAGUCAAAGUCAGAGAACGAGGGAGAGGUGAUGGAGGAGGAAGGAAAAGAUGAAGAUGAGGAUGAGGAUGAAAAGAAGCAGCGUCAGGUUGAGAAAGAAGUGAAGAAAGAAGAGACUGACGGAGUGAGGAAGAGGACGAGUGAAGAGAAGGAGACGACUGAAGAGAAAGAGCAGCAGGAAGAGGAGGAUGAGGAGAUGGAAAAAGAGAAGGAGAAGACAAGUCCAAAGAAAACGGUGAAGGAGGAGGAGAGAGAGCCAGAGGAGAAGAAGGAAGGAUCGGCCAAGAAAAAACAAUCCAUCAGCAGUUUCUUUGCUCCCAGAAAAUCGGCCGUGAAACUGGACAAAACAGAGGACAAGCACGAGGAAGAAAAAAAGAAAGAUGGAGAGAAGACAGUCAGCGCCUCUGACGAGAAAGACAAAAAAGGGACUGAAAAGGGGGUGGAGUCUCAGAAUCAAAGCCAGUAUGACCCUUCCAGAUCACAUUACCACCCCAUUGACCAUGCCUGCUGGAGGCGGGGCCAGAAAGUGCCAUACUUGGCAGUGGCACGCACCUUUGAGAAGAUUGAGGAAGACUCUGGCAGGUUAAAAAACAUUGAAACGCUGUCUAACCUGCUCCGCUCUGUACUGCUCCUGUCCCCAGAUGACUUGCUGUGCUGUGUAUACCUGUGUUUGAACCAGCUUGGCCCCGCCUAUCAGGGCCUGGAGUUAGGCGUGGGAGAGACAGUGCUGAUGAAGGCUGUUGCCCAGGCAACCGGGCGACAACUAGACAAAAUCAAGGCAGAAGCUCAGGAGAAAGGUGACCUGGGAUUGGUUGCUGAGAGUUCCCGUAGCAACCAGAGAAUGAUGUUCACACCAGCCAACCUAACAGCAGGGGGCGUCUUUACCAAACUUAAAGAGAUCGCCAACAUGAGUGGUAACUCUGCAAUGAAUAAGAAGAUUGAUAUAAUCAAAGGCCUGUUUGUGGCCUGUCGUUUCUCAGAGGCACGAUUCAUCGUCCGGUCUCUGGCAGGGAAACUCAGAAUUGGAUUGGCUGAACAGAGUGUGUUGGCUGCUUUGAGUCAGGCUGUCUGUCUGACCCCUCCAGGACAAGAGUUUCCCCCUUCUGUUAUCGACGCUGGGAAAGGCAUGAGCCCAGAGAGCAGGAGAGUCUGGCUGGAGGAGAAGGCUCUUAUCCUUAAACAGACUUACUGUGAGAUGCCCAACUAUGAUGUCAUCAUUCCUGUCUUGCUGAAAGAGGGCAUUGACGAGCUGCCCAAUCACUGCAAGCUUACUCCAGGUGUCCCUCUGAGGCCUAUGUUAGCCCACCCAACUAAAGGCGUGGGGGAGGUCAUGAAGAGAUUCGAUGAGGCCGCUUUCACUUGUGAAUACAAAUAUGAUGGAGAGAGGGCACAGAUUCACAUUCUGGAGAGUGGAGAAAUUCGAAUUUUCAGCCGUAAUCAGGAGGACAACACCAGCAAAUACCCAGAUAUCAUCUCACGAAUUCCUCAGGUGAAGAAAGCAUCUGUUCGCUCCUGCGUGUUGGACUCUGAGGCUGUGGCCUGGGACAGGGAGAAAAAGCAAAUACAGCCAUUUCAGGUUCUCACCACACGCAAGAGAAAGGACGUGGACGCGUCAGAUAUUAAGGUCCAGGUGUGUGUGUAUGCGUUUGACCUGCUCUACCUUAAUGGAGAGUCGUUGGUGCGGCAGCCACUGAGUAAACGCAGGGCUUUACUGAGGGAGAGUUUUGUGGAGAGAGAGGGAGAAUUUCUGUUCGCUCGUUCACUCGACUCCGACAACACUGACUCCAUCGCAGAGUUCCUUGAGCAGUCUGUCCGAGACUCAUGCGAGGGCCUUAUGGUGAAAAGUCUGGAGAAAGAUGCCACUUAUGAAAUCGCCAAACGCUCACACAACUGGCUUAAGCUGAAGAAGGAUUACCUGGAGGGUGUGGGGGACACGGUGGAUCUGUGUGUGAUUGGUGCAUAUCUCGGGAAGGGAAAACGGGCUGGCAGCUACGGCGGCUUCCUGCUCGCCUGUUACGACGAAGAGAACGAAGAAUUCCAAUCCGUCUGCAAGAUUGGAACAGGUUUUAAGGAUGAAGAUCUGGAGCAGCAUUAUAAUUUCUUAAAGGAACACAUCUUGCCUAAGCCGCGGCCUUACUAUCGUGUGGACCAAUCAGCACAGCCAGAUGUCUGGUUAGAUGCAGUCCAGGUGUGGGAGGUGAAAUGUGCUGACUUAUCACUGUCUCCCGUGCACAUGGCAGCCAUGGGAUUGGUGGACCCAGAGAAAGGCAUUUCUCUACGUUUCCCGCGAUUCCUCAGGAUUAGAGACGACAAGAAACCAGAGGAUGCAACCACAGGCGCACAGAUUGCUGAUCUUUACCGGAAGCAGCAGCAGAUCCAGAACCAGGGUCAAAAACCAGACCUUGAAGAUUACUACUGAUCUUUCCAUCCUCAUUGGCUGCCAGCCUCAUCACAUCUCAUUCCCAUUGGCUGUGAAAGAUUGUGAAACUGUGGUUUAAUUACAUGAUUGAAUGGGCUUU